AACAAUAGUAAUCAGCAGCAGCAGCAGUAGCAACCAGUAGUGCCGAGAAGCAGCGCUUUCAAUCGCAGUCUCUCUCUCCCGACCUUGUCGCCCGCCGUAUGUCUGUUACUCGCAAUUGUAUUUAGUACUGUCGAAGCCUAUUCACACACACACGCAUAUUCCUCUCUCUCAAUUGUAUAUGUAUAUAUAUAUCCAUAUCUAGAUCUUCAUCUGCAUCUACGUUGUCCCUUCUUCCAUCUAAGACAGACAUUGUCAACACAGCAGCCUCAAAUUUGAUCAACCGUUUUGGCUUGGCUAAACCAAACCAAACCCCAGAGUGCAGCACACACAGCCUUAUAUAUUAAUUAAUAUAUAUAUACACAUUUACUUUUUUGUUGUGGUUUUUUGGGGUUGUUUUGUCUUUUUUUUUCCAACUGGAUCAAAAAGGUAAAAAACGGAAUAUGACUUCCACAGAAAUAAGAUCGGGCUAUAGCGAAAAUAAACCAUCAUCGAGGGUGCUGAAACCACCCGGCGGAGGAGAAAGUAAUAUAUUUGGUCCUGCAGUAGCGGGAUCAUCUGCAAAUAGCAAAGUGAACCGCAUGGAAUCUAAUGUGUUUAAAGAACCGGAUACAAAACCUCAGCCUGCAGCAGCAUCCAAGAAAGAAGAUACCCAUAAUAACUUAUUCGGCGAGCAAAAACUGAAAGUUAGGACUGAUUUUAAUGCUGCCACCGUGAAGGGUCAAGGUUACUUCAAUGAUCCAAUAAAUAAUACAGGAGCACCAGCCGAUUCAGAAGUAAUGCAUACAAGAAUUUCUCAACCUCCUGGUGGCCAUUGCCAUCAACUUUGGUGAUUUUGCUUGUUCAAUUUGAAGAUUUCAAAAAUGUAAAAGUUUUGGCAUACAGCAAUUUGUGUACUUUUAAUACCUUAAAGGCACUUUAAUAUUGUUGAUUCUUUUUAGCUUUAACAAUUUCUCUCAAAUAUCAAAGUAUGUAGCCAUUCAUAAACUUCAAAGUUUUACAUUUUAGGUUGAGAGUUUUAAUUCUAUUAUUGCAAAUCAAACUACUUGGCAACUAAGGUUGAUUUUAUUCAUUGUAUUUAAUCAACAAAUAAGUAUUUUGUUUGAUUUUGUUUUUGUAUUUUUGAAACCUGAAUAUACACUCGUCUCGUGUAUUGGACCCUUGCAGAAAGGACUGGAAUGCAUGUAUGGUGCAUAAAUGUGGAAGUAUUCUUAUUGGUAGCUCCCAUCUAAACUAAAGAUCAAGAAAUACUAUGUUCUGUUAAUCAAAUAUAAAUAACAAAAAAAAAAAAAAAAUCAAAAAAAAGAAGCAAUAUUUCAAAUGAUCAUUUUCUUUGUAUAUUUCCAUUAUUUUGUACUUGAUUAAAGUUUAUGGUCUGUUCUUCAUGAUGCACACUUGGUAGGCAUAUAUAUUUGUAACACUUCAGUAGUUAACUAGUCUAUAAAGCAGAAUGAAUUGAGGUAGAACCUUAGUUAUUUAUUCCUAAACCUCAUCAGCAUGUGUUACUUUAUUCUAAAAAAUAUUGCUGCACAUUUCAACUUUAAUUGAAUUAUCUUAAUUGUUAUUCUCCCUUGAAAGCUUAUAUAAAAUGCUUGACUUUGGGAAAAGAAGUGUGUGUUUGUUGGUUUAAUUUUAUCUUUUGGAGGAAAAUACAAACGAUUCAAUAUAGUUUUCAAAAA
Messenger RNA from Octopus sinensis (East Asian common octopus), 1676 nucleotides. Its product is annotated as microtubule-associated protein Jupiter. Bases 441 to 830 code for a protein of 129 amino acids. The transcript has 4 exons. Gene Ontology annotation, cellular component: nucleus. The record is from RefSeq and is a predicted model, not a curated record. Lineage: Eukaryota; Metazoa; Mollusca; Cephalopoda; Octopoda; Octopodidae.